Messenger RNA from Aspergillus piperis CBS 112811, 1417 nucleotides. RefSeq lists its product as uncharacterized. NCBI's taxonomy places the organism in Eukaryota, Fungi, Ascomycota, Eurotiomycetes, Eurotiales, Aspergillaceae. The transcript is spliced from 3 exons. The record is from RefSeq and is a predicted model, not a curated record. The coding region runs from base 1 to 1047 and encodes 348 amino acids.
AUGGAACCACACAAUCCAACCAUGAACCAAACAUUGGCACAGCCCAUGAAUCAAACUAUGAACAACAAUCACCAAGUUCAAACCCCAACCCAUCCUCAAGUCCAGCCUCAGAUCCAACCUCAAACCCAUCCUCAAACUCAUCCUCAAACUCAUCCUCAAACCCAUCCUCAACACCACCAAACCGAAAUCCUCCUGCACAUCGACGCCGCCAACAACCAGCCAAUCUGCAUCCUAUCCAACAACUCCCAACCCACAACAACCACAAUCGACCCCGCCAUCAUUAUCACCAACCCAACCUCCUACAUCUUCGCCUUCCGCAACCCCCACUCCCUCUACCACGCCUUCGCCAACCCAACCAUCUACACCCUCCUGACCCGACACGCGCACUACAUCCGACUCUACCUCCUCCACGACCUGCAAAUCGGCUACCUCCCAUGCUCCCCGCACCCACUGCCCUUCUCAUCCCAGAACCGGGACAGCCUGUUCUUCUUCGACUGCGCCACCGACCCCAACAUGCACUACACCACCCCGCCCCGCCUCCCCUGCAUGCCCAGCUCCACACACCCCGUGAUGCUCAACAACGAUUGCAAUAAUAUCUGCGCGAUCUCGUGGCCGGGCUUUGAUAAGCUCAUGGGUGGUUGGCGCGUCGCGUGCAGGGCUAUUCCCCGCGGCCAUGAUGUCUGGUAUAUGGUCUUUAAUCUGGCGUCGAGGGGUGGGUGGGUGCCCCUGGGCGUGGGCAGGUCGUUGCAGUUGCUUAGUACGGCGGUUUGUGUGAAGGAGAGGGUUAAGGGGAGGUUUCGGUGCGUGGUGGAUGGGUGUGCUAGGGGGGUGGUGGAGAGGUUUGAUGGGUUUUUGGCGGCGAAUGUGGCGAGUUUGGGGUGGGCGGUUGUGGGGGAUGAAGAGAUGGUGGAGGUUAAGGUUGAGGAGAGGGAGGGGAAAGAGGGGAGUGUGAAGGGUGUCAAAGGUGAUGGUGGUGGUGGUGGUGGUGGAGGAGGAGGAGUGAUUGUUCAUGCUGGGUUUGUUCUAUGUGACGGAGGUGUCUAUUGAGAUUGAGAGGUUUAAGAAGGGGUGAUGGCUUAUCUGCUCAGGUUGAUUGACUAAAAUUGAUGGUUGUGGUUGAUGUUGUUUGCAGACUGCUGUGGGUAUUGUUGGUGGACUAGGGGUCAGAUACUGAUAGACGUUGACUAUUGCUGUAUGUAUUACUGUGUAUAUAUUAGCUAUGGAAGUGGUUAAUGAGAGCAGUUAUUCAGGUCCGGUUGCUUUCAGUAGGAAUAGAGUAGUAGGUAAUAUAUUCGGUAGAGGUAUAUCCUGAUAGUCUUCGGCCAGACUGGCCAGCUCGAUUUGCGAUAUUAUUGGUGUAAUCAUGGUCUGGCAUUUGUGGAGUCGAAGAAGGGUAUUGGGUAGUUGAGGAUAUAGU